Molecule: messenger RNA, 849 nt
Organism: Tilletiaria anomala UBC 951
Lineage: Eukaryota; Fungi; Basidiomycota; Exobasidiomycetes; Georgefischeriales; Tilletiariaceae
Exons: 3
Coding region: 1-849 (282 amino acids)
Biological process (GO): base-excision repair
Cellular component (GO): nucleus
Molecular function (GO): DNA-(apurinic or apyrimidinic site) endonuclease activity; double-stranded DNA 3'-5' DNA exonuclease activity; phosphoric diester hydrolase activity
Source: RefSeq, a predicted model, not a curated record
AUGCUUGAAUAUUCUCUGCGGCCCGAAGGUCAGGUGCGCAUCGUCAGCUGGAACGUCUCAAGCUUCAACUCGUGCGAGAAGAAGGGGCUGUUCAAGUAUCUCGAAGUGGAGCAGCCGGAUAUUGUCGUGCUGACGGAAACCAAGGUCAACGAAGCCCCGGACAUGCACCCCGGCCUGAGCGCAUAUCCGCAUCGCUACUGGGGCAUCGACGCCAAGACGAAGGGGUACGCAGGUGUCGCGGUAUUCAGCAAAAUCAAGCCGCUCAAGGCCACCAUCGGCAUGCCCUUGCACCCGAAAGAGUACAACGGGCGCAUCAUCACGUUAGAAUUUUCGAAACACUUCCUCGUCGGGACGUAUGUCACAAACGCCGGGGAAGGCCUUGCAAAGAUGAGUAACAAGCAGCAGUGGAAUGCCGCAUUCGCCGAGUACAUUAAAGAGCUCGAUGCGCAGAAACCAGUAAUCUGGUGUGGCGAUCUGAACGUCAUGCUGGACCAACGCGACCUGUCUGCCCCAAAGAAGAAGUGGAACAAGCAGCCUGGCUAUAGCAAGAUCGAGUGCGAUGCGCACCGCGUGUUGCUUGAAGGGAAAGAUCGGGGCGAGGGGAGGAAACUGGUAGACGUAUGGCGGGUAUCGCAUCCUGAUGCUGUGGGACACUUUACAUUUUAUAGCUUUCGCGGAGCAUGCAGAGGGAAAGGGAUCGGCUGGAGACUUGACUCGUUCAUCAUCAGUGAGCGGGCGCUUGGCUCCGACAAGAGCAGGGCUUUCGUCCAGCAGUGCGAGAUCAGGCAUGAGGUUUAUGGACCGAGUGAUCACGUGCCGGUCAUCUGCGAUGUACUCGGGCCGCUCUGA